Molecule: messenger RNA, 1222 nt
Organism: Microtus ochrogaster (prairie vole)
Lineage: Eukaryota; Metazoa; Chordata; Mammalia; Rodentia; Cricetidae
Product: prolactin
Biological process (GO): response to nutrient levels; positive regulation of lactation; positive regulation of receptor signaling pathway via JAK-STAT
Cellular component (GO): extracellular region
Molecular function (GO): hormone activity; prolactin receptor binding
Source: RefSeq, a predicted model, not a curated record
GGCACUCAAAGACAGUGAUAUGAUUAAGAACCAAACAAGCAGAGAACCUUUCUAAGUUCACUUACAUUUACUGCUGUUAGCACAGACUACUACUUCUCCAGUUACCCUUCUACACAAUUGUCUGCCCAUCCUUCUACUAAUUAAUCAAAAUCCUUCAUUUCUGGCCAAUAUGUCUUCCUGAAUAUGAAUAAGAAAUAAAAUACCACUUGAUGUUUAAAAUUAUGGGGGCAAUCUUAAUGACGGAAAUAGAUGACAGGGAGGAGAAGAAAGUGCCUGAUGAUGUAUAUUCAUGAAGAUGUCAAAGGUUUAUAAAGCCAAUAUCUGCGGAUGAGAAAGAUGUGGUUCUCUCAGGCCUUCUUUGGUGAAGGGUGCUCUCAGCAAUAAUCACCGCCAUGAACAGCCAAGGGUCAGAUCGAAAAGGGACACUCCUGCUGCUUGUGAUGUCUAACCUGCUGUUCUGCCAAAACGUGCACCCCCUGCCAAUCUGUCACAAUGGGAACUGCCAGAUGACUCUCCAGGAGCUGUUUGACCGGGUGAUCAUGCUCUCUCACUAUGUCUAUAUGAUGUCUGCAGAUAUGUUCAUUGAAUUUGAAAAGCGGUAUGCUCAAGACCAUGAGUUUAUUGCCAAAGCCAUCAAUGACUGCCCCACUUCUUCCCUGGCUACCCCGGAAGACAAGGAAGAAGCCCAGCAGGUCCCUCCGGAAGUCCUUCUGAACCUGAUACUUAGUUUGGUGCACUCCUGGAACGGCCCUCUGUUUCAACUAGUAACUGAAGUAGAUGGUAUUCAUGAAGCCUCUGAUGCUAUCAUAUCAAGAGCCAAAGAGAUUGGGGAACAAAACAAGCGCCUUCUAGAGGGAAUUGAGAAGAUACUUAGCCAGGCCUAUCCUGAAGCCAAAGGAAAUGAGAUCUACUCCGUUUGGUCGCAGUUUCCAUCCCUGCAGGGAAUUGAUGAAGAAUCCAGAGAUUUGGCUCUUUACAACAAGAUCCGCUGCCUGCGCAGGGAUUCCCAUAAGGUUGAUAAUUAUCUCAAGCUCCUGAGAUGCAGAAUUGUCCAUAACAACAACUGCUAAGCCCACAUUCAUUCCAUGUACUUCUGAGAUGGUUCUUAAGUUUAGUUCUUCAAAACUUCUACUAGUACUAUGGCUUUCAGUGCAUGCUUGGGUGCAUGGGUCUCUUCUUAAAGAAUAAAAACAAACUUUUUGAAAAUGUUGAAGUCUGAAAA